Molecule: messenger RNA, 1383 nt
Organism: Liolophura sinensis
Lineage: Eukaryota; Metazoa; Mollusca; Polyplacophora; Chitonida; Chitonidae
Product: serine protease 23-like
Exons: 1
Coding region: 1-1383 (460 amino acids)
Biological process (GO): proteolysis
Molecular function (GO): serine-type endopeptidase activity
Source: RefSeq, a predicted model, not a curated record
AUGACCGUGAAUGAGUGGCUCUGGAGUGGGAGGUCUUCAGGACAGCAGGACAGGGGGCUUGGUGUUUGUCGAGUGCAGAGAAAAGAACAAACUCUCGCCACUCUCUUCACUCCUAAGGCCAUGGGUGAAAGCAGCGAGUUAAGAUGCAACUACGGCCUGUCUGUGUUAGUUUUAUUGAUGGUAGCUAUAGCUCAGUAUGGAGAAUGCUUUCAAACCCUGAUCAAGACUCAUCGGCCAUUAGAUAGCACAGUAGCGGCGCAAGACCAAAUCAUCAAAAUAUUGACUUUAUUCAAAAAUCUUCGAAGGAGACAUAAACAAAGUCAAGGAGUUUUAUUGGACUACUCAAGAGGUUUUCAAAAUCGUUUUGGAUCACUAGAAACAGGGGACUCUUUGGAGGAGUUCGAAACUUUGCUAAGUGACGGAUCUUUAUUGGUGACCCAUUUGUUGAUUGGUGAUAAGGGCUUGUUGCUGAGAUCUCGUCGGUCCUCUGCGCGCUGGAGAGAUCGACGACGGAAACUUCGUCCAUGGGCCAGGUAUGCUCUUGCCCGCAAGUACAGGUGGAGAGGACGACGCCGGAGAGGCACCGCUAACAAGCAGAAGGUGUUCAUAUUCGGUCAAGACAACAGGACGCCAGUUUUCCCUUUCCAGACGCGUAAGUUUCCUUUUUCAAAUGUUGUUCGUUUAUCCACUGGCUGCACAGGGACGUUGGUAACACCGUCCUUUAUUCUAACAGCAGCUCAUUGUGUUCAUGAUGGACAGACUUUCAGGACAAACAUAGAAAUGUUAAAGGUUGAGAUUCCAGAAGCUGUUGGUUAUAAAAUUUACUACGUUGACAGGAUCAGCAUUCCUCUAGGGUGGCUCAAGUCCAAGAGCCCAAGCGAGAGUCUCCGCGCUGGAUUUGAUUUUGCCGUUGUAAAGCUAAACAUUCCUGUGUCGGGACGCCAAGAGUUUAUGAAAUUCUAUAUUCCCAACCCGAAUUCUCUUGAUUCGGACAUCCAUUUUAUUGGGUUCCCUUCUUACCGGUCCACGGGAAUGUGGACGUCUCGGUGUCAGACCACCAUGGACAUGUUGGCAAUGGACGGGAAUUUGUUACUGAGCAACUGUGAUUCCGUGGCGGGAAAUUCGGGGGCCGCCGUUUUCACGGACGGGCGAUAUGGAAGAAGGAUCAUUGGCAUUUUAUCUAACACAGCCUCAGCGAACACUGGUACGUCUAAUAUUGUCAGUCGUUAUAGCAUUAUAACCACUUUCACUUGGUCGAAACUUUUGGAAAUCUGCACUAUGAUUGGGACCGAAGGAACGGAAUACGGAGUUUGCCCGCCGUUCCCGAACACCAUCGAGUGGACAUAUGAUCUGGAUGACCGUGAACAAAAUGCACUCUUUUAA